Carya illinoinensis is the source of this 712-nucleotide messenger RNA. RefSeq names its product 60S ribosomal protein L14-2-like. Gene Ontology annotation, molecular function: RNA binding; structural constituent of ribosome. Gene Ontology annotation, biological process: translation; ribosomal large subunit biogenesis. The coding region runs from base 153 to 557 and encodes 134 amino acids. The transcript is spliced from 5 exons. The record is from RefSeq and is a predicted model, not a curated record. Gene Ontology annotation, cellular component: ribosome; cytosolic large ribosomal subunit. NCBI's taxonomy places the organism in Eukaryota, Viridiplantae, Streptophyta, Magnoliopsida, Fagales, Juglandaceae.
AGGCCCAAUCACACCCUAAGACAAGAACCCGAAAUCGGACGGUUCUAAAGCCCUUACAAAAGAACACAUUAGAGUUAAAAACCCUAACCUCACUAUCCCGACUCCUUACAUUUCCUCUUCUUCAAGCUCCGCCUCUCUUUCACGAUCCCAGAAUGCCUUUCAAGAGAUACGUGGAGAUUGGAAGGGUUGCCCUCGUCAACUAUGGCGAAGACUACGGCAAACUCGUCGUCAUUGUGGAUGUCCUUGACCAGAACCGAGCUCUCGUGGAUGCCCCUGAUAUGGUGAGAUCUCAAAUGAAUUUCAAGCGGCUAUCUCUGACAGACAUUAAAAUUGACAUCAAGAGGGUUCCUAAGAAGAAGGAAUUGCUUGAAGCUAUGGAGAAAGCUGAUGUUAAGAAGAAGUGGGAGAGCAGUUCCUGGGGCAGGAAACUAAUUGUUCAGAAGAGAAGGGCUUCUCUCACUGACUUUGAUAGGUUCAAACUUAUGUUGGCAAAGAUUAAGAGGGCAGGACUGGUAAGGCAAGAGCUUGCAAAACUGAAAAAGGAGAAUGCUUCUUAAGCUUAGUUUUUACAUGGAUUUUUCGAUUUUGUUAUGAAUUUUGUGAUGUUGGCUUUUGGAUUAUUGAUAUUAUGUAAUGAAUUCAGAGUUUCAGAGCAGCUUGAUUUUUUAUAUGUUUCUGACUAGACUUGAUCUGAGGUCAGUUUUCUGGUAAA